GGGGAACAAGCAGACGAUCUUCACCGACGAGCAGCUGGAUAACUACCAGGACUGCUCCUUCUUCAAUCGGAAUGACAUCCUCAAGUUGCAUGCCCGGUACUACGAGCUCGCGCCCAACAUCGUGCCCAUGGACUACCGAAAGAACCCUAUCGUCACCGUGCCCAUGUCGGUCAUCAUACAAAUGCCGGAGUUCAAGGAGAAUCCCUUCAAGGAGAGAAUUGUGGCAUCUUUCUCCGAGGAUGGUGAGGGGAAUCUCACCUUCAAUGACUUUGUGGACAUGUUCUCAGUCCUCUGUGAGUCGGCGCCCAGGGAACUCAAAGCGAGCUAUGCCUUUAAGAUCUAUGACUUCAACAAUGACAACUUCAUCUGCAAGAAAGACCUGGAGCUGACCCUAGCCCGGCUGACCAAGUCAGAACUGGAGGAGGAAGAGGUGGUGCUCGUGUGUGAUAAGGUCAUUGAGGAGGCUGAUUUGGAUGGAGAUGGAAAACUCAGCUAUGCAGACUUUGAAGACAUGAUUGCUAAGUCCCCUGACUUUCUGAGCACUUUUCACAUUCGGAUCUGAAGCUACCCAGAAGAUCCCAGAGAUGACAUCAGCUCAGCCCAGGCACCCCCAAGAAGCCCCCAGGACCCUCCUUUCAGAGAGAAGGGUUUUUCCAGGCUUGUAUCAUCAGCAGAAGCUGUGGCUUCCUGAUUUUAUACAUGUGAAAAUAUAUUAUGGCCCUAUCAGCAAAAAACAAAAACAAGAAACACAAACCCAUUAGAAAAGUAACAAUAACCAACUCAGCUCCCAGGAGGCUCUCAUCUGUCUCCCAUGUGCUCGCAAGAUCUCAUGCUCUCACAGCUUUCUCCCCGAUACGGAAAAUACUCUCAGCCAGCCAGAGUGCUGGGACUGGUAAUGAUCUCUGGCCAGUUUGCAUGGCAUGGAAUCUGUCCAUCUGCCUGUCUGGAGGGGGUCACAGGCAGGGGACCAUAUUUUGAUUCCUGGCCUAAGGUUUGCCAAUCCAUUGGCUCUGCAGUGGAGGCCAAGCUGGGUCUAAAUCUGUUCUGCCUUGGGAAAUGAGGCUUCAGACAUGAUGACAGCUGUACCUUUUACUUCCCGAACCUCCUUAAAGAACUAAGAAGAGGAAAAGGGAAAAAAACAUCCUUAAAAAAAAAAGGGAGCUUCACUCAGUUGAAAGUUGGCAAGAUUUCUGAGAAGCAUGGGAGGGAUCACAAAAGGAAAAAAAAAGGGAUGAGGUUUUGAAUCAGCUAUGCAAUCUUUCUCAUUGAAUGCCUGUAUUCAGCUCUGCCUUUCUCCCUUUUCCACCAGACACUGUCACCCCAUCUCCGGGCCUGGCCUGGGACCCCCUGCCGCUAGCCUCUGGCAGUCAAAGGAAGGGCUGUCACUCUUAAUUUCAUCCCUCUUUUCCCCACUAAACAUUCUGCCUGAUUUGACCAGGGCUAAAGAGUAUGUGGACUUUGGCUCUAUUAUUCAUUCAUUCACUCAUUCAGGCAAUCAGCAAGUCCCUACUAAGUACCUACAUUGGGUUAGGUACUGGGUAGGGAUAAAAGGACAAAACAGGAGUUUACAGUCUAUUUGGGAAGACAGCCUGUGUGUGUAUAUAAAUACAUAAAAAUAAAUAUUGAAAUAUCUUGGGGAGAAGGCCCUAGCAUUUAGGGGAAUUCAAAAACAAAAGGUCAUGUCUGAGCUGAGCUUUGAAGAAAUCUAGAGAUUCUAAGAGGCAGGGAGUAUGUUCCAGGCCUGUACAAAGGCCGAGUGAUGGGAGAUGAGGUAUCAUGGAUAAAGAACCAGUUUGGCCAGACUGUAGAUUUCACAAAGGGAGGUGGUGGUAGUAAUAGACGAUAAGACAGGAAAAGUAGGGUGAAGUUAGGGUGCCAAAAAAAGUUGAUAAUUGAUCCUGGAAGCAAUAGGUAGCCAUUUGGGGUUUGCUGAAUACAGAAGUGGUAUAUCCUGACCUGAACAUUAGGAAAAUUGUGUUGGCAGCUGUGUGCAUGGUAGAUUGCAGUGGGGAAAGACUUAAGUCAAGGGCACCAAUUUGGAAGCAAUUGUAAUAAUCAAGAAGUGAGAAGAACUUGAAUUAAGUUGGAGGCUAUUUGAAGGAGAGAAAGGGAUGGAUGGGAGGAUAUGGAGGGAGAAUUGGCCAGACUUGGCAACUGAUUGGAUGAGAAGGUAGGGGAGAGAGGAAUUGUGGAUGAAUCUAAGGUUUCAGACCUGGGAGGCUGGAAGGAUGAUAGUAGUGAGAAAGAUGAUUUCCAUUUUGGAUUUGUUGAGUUUAAAAUGCCUACAGAACAUUCUCAUGGAAAUGUCCAAUAAGCAGUUGGUUAUUUGACAAACAUUAUAUAUCUACUGUGUGCCUAGGAGCUGAACCCAUGGGGAGAUGAAAAGUGUAGGAAGCUAUUUCUUGCAUGGUAUUAUUUGAGAAAAUCCACCAUCAAAGGCUCAUUCCUUUGGUUUAAGUAUCACCCUCUCCAUGUUCUUCCUUAAAAAAUGCAAACUCCACCACCCACCCCAGAAGUGGAAAUUUACUUAGUCCUCUGAACCAGAUGUAUAUGGAAUGUCUUUACUAGAUUGUAAGCACCUUGACAUCAGGAAACAAGUCAAUCGAUCAAUCAUAAACAUUUAUUAGGUGUCUGCUAUGUGGCAGGCACUGUGCUAAGAGCUGGGGAUACAAAAAAUGGCAAAAAAACAGUCCCUGUCCUCAAGGAGCUUACAAUCUAAAGGAGAAGAUGACAUGUAAACAAAGAUAUGUAAUACAAGCUUUAUGCAGGAUAAAUCAGAAAUAAUUUAUAGACAAAGGCCCUAGAAUUAAGAGGGAUUG
Molecule: messenger RNA, 2819 nt
Organism: Vombatus ursinus (common wombat)
Lineage: Eukaryota; Metazoa; Chordata; Mammalia; Diprotodontia; Vombatidae
Gene: CIB2
Product: calcium and integrin binding family member 2
Exons: 6
Coding region: 128-562 (144 amino acids)
Molecular function (GO): calcium ion binding
Source: RefSeq, a predicted model, not a curated record